Molecule: messenger RNA, 424 nt
Organism: Symbiodinium natans
Lineage: Eukaryota; Dinophyceae; Suessiales; Symbiodiniaceae
Source: the annotation of a GenBank genome assembly
GAACGCGGUAACUUUCAAGGUCUGCUUCUUUGCACGUCCACUGGUGUCUUGCAACAAGGUAAGCGCUCAAGCAACAUCCGAAGACGACCGUCUUAUGAUCCAUUCCCUUAUUAAGCAGAUGCCUGGAGGCUUUGAUGCCAUGAACAGUUUUGUGCAUAACACGAUUGUCCUCGCUUUAGAAGCCUCUCAUGUACAGUACGAGAAUACCUUCAAGCGUUGGUGCAGCAGCUGGAUUCGAGCACGUCGUCAGCUGUUUUGCCAACACUUCUUACUGCUGCAAGGCAGCCAGGCAGUAAGGCAGAUAGUGACUGACUGGCUUGUUCCUGAGCUCGCAGUGGCUCGCCAAUCUUCUUUUGAAAAGUGGAAACAAGAUGUCGUUGAGGUACCCGUCAUGUACAUCUCCAUUGCUACAGGGUAUGCUUAA